AAUGCUGCAAACUAUCUCUGUCUACCAGGUCCUACAAAAUGCUUUCCAGUGGGCACUGUGAAUAAUAUCUUGAAGGAUGUAGUCACAAGUUAUCUUCAAGAAGAAAAAUAUGAAGCAGAAUUGUGCAGGCAAAUGACAAAGACAAUCUCUGAGGUAAUUAAGGCUAGGAUAAAAGACCUGAUGAUACCAAGACACAAAAUUAUUGUGAUCAUAUAUAUUGGACAACUAAAGAAGCAAAGCAUACAGAUUGGAAGCAGGUGCCUCUGGGAUACUACAAGUGAUACUUUUUGCUCAUACUCCUUCAAAAAUAGGUCUUUGUUUGCUCUAGCAAAUGUCUAUGCUGUUUACUCUGAGUAACAAGAGAAAAUUCUAUGUGGAACUGAGGAGCCCAAGCACAGAGCUGGAUAUCAUUGUUAUUUUUUAUUUUUGUUCCAAUACUUUGUACAGCCACCUGAGAGUAAGCUUCAUUGAACCCAUUGGGACCUGACUCUGAUCAAACCUGCAUAGAAUUACUCUGUAUUGUGGGUUUGCUAAACAGAGUACAGUACUCCUGUCUGUGUACACUAAGGAUUAUAAUUACUUUUCAGAAAACAAGGUUUAAUAUCUCUUGUGCAAUUCAUCAUGUACUCAUUCCCAGGAAAUAAUUUAGUACCCCCAGUGCUAUAUCAUUGAUGUUACAGUUAGUUCUCCAUAUCCACAAAUUCUGUAUCCAUGGAUUCAGCUAUCCACACUUUGAAAAUGUUUUUUUAAAAAAAUAAAUCCAAAAGGCAAA
This is a messenger RNA of Sceloporus undulatus (fence lizard), 772 nucleotides long. RefSeq names its product dynein light chain Tctex-type family member 5 (gene DYNLT5). The transcript is spliced from 2 exons. Lineage: Eukaryota; Metazoa; Chordata; Lepidosauria; Squamata; Phrynosomatidae. The record is from RefSeq and is a predicted model, not a curated record. Gene Ontology annotation, cellular component: cytoplasmic dynein complex; cytoplasm. Gene Ontology annotation, molecular function: dynein intermediate chain binding. Gene Ontology annotation, biological process: microtubule-based movement. The annotation marks the transcript as partial.